AUGGCGCCCGGAAUGUCCCUUUUCUCCGUCAACGCCAUAGUAAUCCUAAGCGACGACGGAUCGCGGGUAUUUGCCAAAUACUACAACGCACCCCACCAAGCGCCCUCAGCUACAGGCGGAUCCUCUGCCAACGGCCCCUAUCCAGAUGUCAAGUCACAGAAGUCGUUCGAGAAGGGUCUGCUUGAGAAGACGGCCAAGCAGACUGGCGACAUCAUCCUCUACGACAACCGAAUCGUGCUGUACAAGAUGGAAUCGGACGUCAUGAUGUAUGUCGUCGGUGGAGUUGACGAGAACGAGGUGCUGCUGUACAACGUCAUCUUGGCCCUGAGGGAUUCCCUGCACCUGCUAUUCAAGCAAUCCGUAGACAAGCGAACCAUGAUCGAGAACUACGACUUAGUGUCCCUGGCUAUCGACGAGAUCGUAGACGCCGGCAUCAUCCUCGAGACAGACCCCACCAUCAUUGUGCAGAGAGUCAGCAAGGCCCCGACGCAAGACGUCAACCUCAGCCGCAUCGACCUAAGCGAGCAAGGAGUGAACAACCUAGCACAGUUGGGAAAGGCCAAGUUGACAGACUGGCUGCGGCAGGGGCUUUGA
Molecule: messenger RNA, 594 nt
Organism: Pseudomassariella vexata
Lineage: Eukaryota; Fungi; Ascomycota; Sordariomycetes; Amphisphaeriales; Pseudomassariaceae
Product: clathrin adaptor complex small chain
Exons: 3
Coding region: 1-594 (197 amino acids)
Biological process (GO): intracellular protein transport; retrograde vesicle-mediated transport, Golgi to endoplasmic reticulum; intra-Golgi vesicle-mediated transport
Cellular component (GO): COPI vesicle coat
Source: RefSeq, a predicted model, not a curated record